Messenger RNA from Lactuca sativa (garden lettuce), 2602 nucleotides. RefSeq names its product protein STRUBBELIG-RECEPTOR FAMILY 6. Lineage: Eukaryota; Viridiplantae; Streptophyta; Magnoliopsida; Asterales; Asteraceae. The record is from RefSeq and is a predicted model, not a curated record. Gene Ontology annotation, biological process: protein phosphorylation. Gene Ontology annotation, molecular function: protein kinase activity; ATP binding; protein binding.
AGAGAGAGAAAGAGUUAGGGAGACUAUUUCUGUGGCUUUAGAUUCUUUGGGCGUAUAGUACACCGUCCCUACCAGCUUUCCCCGAGAAAAUCAAACCUCUGCAGCUCGCUGCCAUUCCCCUUUUUUUUAAUUUCUCAAUUGCCACUCCUAUUCUCCCUUUUUUUUAUUUCUUGAUUGCCACCACUAUUCAGUCACCUACAUCGAAAAGAAGGAAUUAGGGAAAAUUUUAUAAUGAUUUCAGAUGCUUAUAUUCACUCUUAGGGUAGAGGAGUAAUAGAUACAGACGUCAGACGCCGGAGGUAAUGGCGGUGCUCGCACCAUUGCUCUUCAUCUUUCUUGUUCUUGGUCUAAACUCCAUUAAUGGCGACACAGAUCCAUCCGAUGUCUCUGCCCUGGUAGCCAUGUAUCAAAGUAUGAGUUCGCCGGGACAAUUAACCAAGUGGAGUUCAAGCGGCGGCGAUCCCUGUGGAGAUAGCUGGAAAGGCGUCACAUGUUCGGGAGCAAGAGUCACAGAAAUAAAAUUACCCAGUCUUGGGCUUUCAGGGGGAAUCGGAUUCCAGCUUUCAAGUUUGACAUCGGUAACUGACUUUGAUGUAAGCAACAAUAAUUUUGGCAAUCAGAUACCUUAUAGCCUUCCUCCAAACGUGCAAAGACUAAAUCUUGCUGGAUGUGGAUAUACUGGCAGCCUUCCAUAUUCCAUAUCACAAAUGGCUUCUCUAAGAUACUUAAAUGUUGCCCACAAUCAAAUAAGUGGUCAAUUACCUGACAUGUUUGGGCAACUUCCAUCUCUUUCCAACCUGGAUCUAUCUUCUAAUUUAUUCACGGGUGAUCUUCCUCAAAGCUUCAGCUUAUUGUCAAGUGCUAAUAAUAUGUAUUUACAGAACAACCAGUUUACAGGCUCCAUUGAUGUUCUUGCAAAUCUUCCCCUCAAGACUCUGAAUGUUGCAAAUAACAAAUUCACUGGUUGGAUUCCAAGUCAAUUCAGAAACAUAAAUUUUCUAAAUGAUGGUAACUCAUGGAACUCAGGGCCUGCACCACCACCGCCACCUGGCAUCCCUGCACCUGAAGGUGGUGGUCAAACCCGCCAACCGAGCGGCGGCAUUACACCAUCUGCUAGCGGCUCUAAUGGCGGCAGAAAGAAAUCCGGUAUCAGUGGUGGAGCUAUAGCUGGAAUUGUGAUUUCCAUUUUAAUCGUGGCUGCAUUCAUUGUAUUCAUUUUAUUAAAAAGAAGAUCCAAAAAGUCAACAGAUAUAGAAAAAACCGAACCCCGAUCUUUACCUCCUGUUCCUCCACAGCAAGAUUCAAUCCAAGAUUCCUCCAUGGUCAACACAAAAUCAGUUGACCCUCCACCUGUCAUUAACCUUAACCUAAAACCACCACCAAUGGAUGAUAACAACAUCUCAUUCGAUGACAUUGACAAUGAUUUCACAGCUAAACCUAUAGUUGUUCCCAAAAAACAAAGCGUGGCCCCACCAGAUGCCACGUCAUACUCCAUAGCUGACCUUCAAAUAGCUACAGACAGCUUCAAUGGUGAUAACCUAAUCGGUGAAGGAUCUAUCGGGCGUGUUUUUCGUGCCCAAUUUGAAGAUGGAAAAGUUGUUGCUGUUAAGAAAAUUAAGCCAUCUGUUCUUCAUGGUCAAUUAUCAGAAGAUUUCAUUGAUAUUGUUUCAGACGUAUCAAGAUUACGCCACCCUAAUGUAACAGAGCUUGUUGGAUAUUGUUCUGAAUAUGGACAGCAUCUUUUAGUUUAUGAGUUUCUAAAAAACGGAUCUUUAUACGAUUUCCUACAUCUUUUGGAUGAAUAUAGUAAGCCAUUAAUAUGGAAUAGCCGUGUCAAAAUUGCUUUAGGGACAGCACGUGCAUUGGAAUAUCUACAUGAAGUAUGCUCGCCUUCUGUUAUUCAUAAGAACAUUAAAUCAGCCAAUAUCUUGCUAGAUUCAGAGCUUAAUCCUCAUCUUUCUGAUUGUGGGUUAGCUAGGCUUGUCUCAGAUGCAGAUCAGGAGGAGAAUGUUGGGUCUGGAUAUAGUGCCCCUGAGGUUUCGAUGUCUGGUCAGUACACGAUAAAGAGCGAUGUGUACAGUUUUGGUGUUACUAUGUUAGAAUUACUUACAGGAAGAAAACCUUUUGAUAGUUCAAGGACAAGGGCAGAACAGUCUUUGGUACAGUGGGCGACACCUCAGCUUCAUGACAUUGAUGCUCUUGCCAAAAUGGUUGAUCCGGCACUUAAAGGACUGUAUCCAGUCAAAUCUCUUUCUCGAUUUGCGGAUGUAAUCGCUCUUUGUGUACAGGCGGAGCCAGAGUUUCGGCCACCCAUGUCGGAAGUGGUUGAGGCGUUGGUAAGACUUGUGCAGAGGGCAAACAUGAGCAAGAGAACGGUUAGUCUUGAACAAGGUUCAGCUGUGCGGACCCGCGACCAGGAUUCUCCUCGGGAGAGUUGAUGAUUGUAUUUAUUUUUUUGAUUGUUAUCCUUUAUUAUUAAUCUUUAAAAAAAAUUGGUUUGGUUUUGGUUUAAUAAUUAUAUAUUGGUAUGGUUUUAGAUAACGUGUAGGAAACAACCGACAUUUGGAAGUGGAAGUUAAAGCAUUUAUUGAUUUUUGUUUCA